AUGGCGGCGUCGGUGGCGGCCGCGGCCGUGCGGCUGCGGCCGGCCCUUGGAAGGUCGCUGUCAACCGCGCCCCCUCCAGCCCCGGCGUCGGCCGUGCGGGACGCCUUCCUGAGCUUCUUUCGGGACCGCCAUGGCCACCGUCUGGUGCCCUCCGCUUCCGUGCGGCCCCGAGGCGACCCCAGCUUGCUUUUCGUGAACGCGGGCAUGAACCAGUUCAAGCCAAUCUUCCUGGGCACCAUGGAUCCCCGAAGCGAGAUGGCAAGCUUCCGACGUGUGGCCAACAGUCAGAAGUGUGUGAGGGCCGGAGGCCGCCACAGCGACCUGGAGGAUGUGGGCCGAGACCUGUCCCAUCAUACCUUCUUUGAGAUGCUCGGCAAUUGGGCCUUUGGCGGGGAAUAUUUUAAGGAGGAGGCAUGCAGCAUGGCCUGGGAACUGCUGACUCAGAUCUAUGGGAUCCCAGAAAACAGGCUCUGGGUCUCCUACUUUGGUGGUGACCCCGAGGCAGGGCUGGAGCCGGACCUGGAGAGCAGAGACAUAUGGCUCAGCUUAGGGGUGCCCGCCAGCCGCGUGCUCUCCUUCGGGCCACAGGAGAACUUCUGGGAGAUGGGGGACACUGGCCCCUGUGGACCCUGCACAGAGAUCCACUAUGACCUGGCAGCUGGGGUGGGAGCCCCCCAGUUGGUGGAGCUUUGGAACCUCGUCUUCAUGCAGCAUAACAGAGAGGCUAACGGCAGCCUGCAGCCCCUGCCCCAGCGGCACGUGGACACAGGAAUGGGCCUGGAGAGGCUGGUGGCUGUGCUACAGGGCCGGCACUCCACCUACGACACCGACCUCUUUUCUCCACUGCUCAGUGCCAUUCACCAGGGCUGCGGGGCACCCCCUUACCUAGGCCGGGUAGGGGAGGCAGAUGAGGGCCACACCGACACAGCCUACCGCGUGGUGGCUGACCACAUCCGCACGCUCAGCGUCUGCAUUGCUGAUGGCAUCUUUCCUGGGAUGUCAGGUGCCCCGCUGAUUCUUCGCCGGAUCCUCCGCCGAGCUGUGCGGUUUUCCACGGAGAUCUUAAGGGCACCCCCCGGCUUCCUAGGCAGUUUGGUGCCCGUAGUGGUGGAAACACUGGGAGACGCUUACCCUGAACUCCGGAAGAACUCAGCCCAGAUAGCUGAGCUGGUGUCGGAGGGAGAGGCGGCCUUCCUGGCCUCCCUGCAGCGGGGCCGCCGGGUCAUCGAGCAGACCCUGAGACGCCUGGGGCCUUCAGACACCUUCCCUGCUGAAGUGGCCUGGUCCUUGUCACUGGCUGGAAACCUGGGGCUCCCCUUGGAUCUGCUGGAGCUGAUGCUGCAAGAGAAGGGGGUGCAGCUGGACACUGCUGGGCUACAGCGGCUGGCAGAGGAAGAGGCCCGGCACCGGGCACAGCAGGCUGAACCAGUUCCAGACCAGGGCCUGCGGCUUGACAUCCAUGCCCUGGGGGAGCUACAGCGCCGAGGACUGCCUCCCACUGAUGACAGCCCCAAAUACAACUACUCCCUCCAACCCAGCGGUGACUAUGAGUUUGGCACCUGCGAGGCGCAGGUUCUUCAGCUCUAUGCAGAAGAUGGGACAGCAGUGGCCUCCGUUGGGGAAGGCCAGCGCUGCGGCCUCCUGUUGGACAGAACCAACUUCUAUGCUGAACAGGGCGGGCAGGCCUCAGACCGUGGCUUCCUGGUACAGGUGGGGCGACAGGAUGUGCUGUUCCCAGUGGCCCGGGCUCAGGUCUGCGGCGGCUUCAUCCUGCAUGAGGUGAUGGCUCCCCAGUGCCUGAAGGUUGGGGACCAGGUGCAGCUACACGUGGAUAAGGCCUGGCGUCUGGGCUGCAUGGAGAAGCACACGGCCACCCACCUGCUGAGCUGGGCACUGCGGCAGACCCUGGGCCCCGGCACAGAGCAGCGGGGCUCCCAUCUCAACCCCGAGCGACUGCGCUUUGACGUGGCCACCCAGGCCCCACUGACUACAGAGCAGCUCCGGGCGGUGGAGGCCACUGUACAGGAGGCCGUGGAGCGGAAUGAGUCCGUGCACAUGGAACAGGUGGCCUUGGCACGCACUGCCUGUGUCCCUGGCCUGCGCUCCCUGGAUGAGGUAUACCCAGAUCCUGUGCGGGUUGUGUCCGUGGGGGUACCCGUGGCGCAGGCACUGGCACCGGCCUCCCAGGUGGCCCUGCAAACCUCCGUGGAGCUGUGCUGUGGCACACACCUGCUGCGUACAGGGGCCGUGGGGGAUCUGGUCAUUGUCGGAGAGCGCCAGCUCACCAAGGGCACCACCCGCCUGCUGGCUGUCACCGGGGAGCAGGCCCAGCAGGCCCGAGAAGUAGGCCAGAGCCUGGCCCAGGAGGUGGAAGCAGCCACGGAACGGUUGAGUCGGGGCAGCCGGGGCAUUGCAGAGGCACAGCGGCUAUCCAAGGACAUAGGACGGCUCACUGACGCUGUGGACACCGCCAUGAUGCCUCAGUGGCAGAGGCGACAGCUCCAGGCCACACUGAAGGGGCUGCAGCGGCGCGCCAAUACCGCCAUCCGUAAGCUAGAGAAGGGCCAGGCUGCAAAGAAAACCCAGGAGCUGCUCGAACGGCACCCAGGGGCACCCCUGAUUGUGGACACGGUCUCUGCUGAGUCCCUCUCUAUGCUGGUGAAGGUGGUACGGCAGCUGUGUGAGCAGGCCCCCAGUACAUCCGUGCUCCUGCUCAGCCCCCAGCCCGUGGGCAAUGUGCUUUGCGCCUGUCAGGUGGCCCAGGGUGCCACGCCUGCCUUCACAGCAGAGGCCUGGGCGCUGGCCGUGUGCAGCCACAUGGGUGGCAAGGCCUGGGGCUCACGAGUGGUGGCCCAGGGCACAGGAAGCACAGCUAACCUGGAAGCUGCUCUCAACACAGCCCGAGCCUACGCUCUCAACCAGCUCUGAGGCCUGGGAGGCCCUCCCAGUGACCCACAUGGAUUUUAGGCAAGAGCCAGCGGAACCUCCCCCAGAGGCAAUGCACUGCCCUGGACACCACAGGUCAAGUGGCUGAGCCAAAGUCUUCCAGCACCGGGCCCUACAGCACAUAGAGACAGAGGUAUCGGGGGAUACAAGUAACACAUCUGGGAACAUGAAGAUAUGAGCCAUGUCAGCUGCAAGUCUGUUUGUGGGGCAUCGCAAGUAAAAUGUGGUGCUGGCAUCCCACAUGGGCACCAGUUCAAGUCCCAGCUGCUCCACAUCUGAUCCUGCUUCUUGCUAAUGUGCUUGGGAAGGUAACUAAGUAUGGUCCCUGUACCCACGUGGGAGACCCAGAAGACGCUCCUGGCUUCGGUUCGGCCCAGCUCCAGCCAUUGCAGUCAUUUAGAAAAUGAGCCAGGAGAUCACUGUAUCUCCCUCUUUCUUUGUCUGACUUUGAAAUAAAUAAAUAUCUUUAGAAAAAG
This is a messenger RNA of Ochotona curzoniae (black-lipped pika), 3422 nucleotides long. It is a transcript of the gene AARS2, whose product is annotated as alanyl-tRNA synthetase 2, mitochondrial. NCBI's taxonomy places the organism in Eukaryota, Metazoa, Chordata, Mammalia, Lagomorpha, Ochotonidae. Bases 1 to 2928 code for a protein of 975 amino acids. Gene Ontology annotation, cellular component: mitochondrion; cytoplasm. Gene Ontology annotation, molecular function: nucleic acid binding; amino acid binding; ATP binding. The transcript is spliced from 23 exons. Gene Ontology annotation, biological process: alanyl-tRNA aminoacylation; tRNA modification. The record is from RefSeq and is a predicted model, not a curated record.